This is a messenger RNA of Kwoniella shivajii, 2226 nucleotides long. RefSeq lists its product as uncharacterized. The coding region runs from base 1 to 2226 and encodes 741 amino acids. Gene Ontology annotation, cellular component: nucleus. Gene Ontology annotation, biological process: ribosome biogenesis. NCBI's taxonomy places the organism in Eukaryota, Fungi, Basidiomycota, Tremellomycetes, Tremellales, Cryptococcaceae. The transcript is spliced from 7 exons. The record is from RefSeq and is a predicted model, not a curated record. Gene Ontology annotation, molecular function: ATP hydrolysis activity; ATP binding; RNA binding.
AUGAGUGGUAUCCCGUCUUUGAAUUCAUCAAUAACAUCAGCAUGGGCAACAUCAUCGUCCACCUCUUCUCAAGUACCUAAAAAACGAGUAAAAAGAUCGAUUGGAUUAAACAAUAAUCCAUCUUCAUCAUCAAAUGCACCUUCUCCAAAUCAAGGAGAAUCAUCGACCACACCUGCGAAUCAAACAGAUACUCAUACACCUACACCAAGCGUUAGAAGGAAAAAACCAAGGAACGAUCCAGAAACAUUAUCUGCUAAAUAUGCACCACCAGAUCUGAAACUAUCAUUGUUAGGUGGAUUACAAGUUCAAAUCACUCAAUUAAUGGAAAUUGUGGUCCUGCCUUUACUGCAUCCUGAAAUAUACCAAUAUACCGGUGUACCUAGACCAAGAGGUGUCCUACUACAUGGUGUUCCAGGUGGUGGUAAAACACAAUUAGUGAAAUGUUUAGCUGGUGAAUUGGGUCUACCUUUUAUCAACAUAUCUGCACCUAGUAUCGUCUCUGGGAUGUCAGGAGAAUCGGAAAAGACACUUCGGGAUACUUUCGAUGAAGCAAAAAAACUAGCCCCAUGUCUAUUAUUCCUAGAUGAAGUAGAUGCAAUCACGCCCAAAAGAGAAACAGCUCAGAGGGAAAUGGAGAGGAGGAUAGUCGCUCAAUUGUUGACUUGUAUGGAUGACUUAGCAAGUUCAGAAGAGCCUGUCGUAAUCAUAGGAGCAACAAACCGACCCGAUUCGCUGGACCCAGCACUGAGAAGAGCAGGUAGAUUCGAUCAUGAGAUAGAGAUGGGUGUGCCCAGUCAAGAAGGUAGAGAAGAAAUCCUUCGAGUACUGUGUUCCAAUCUGCGAUUAUCAGGCGAUGUAGAUUUCCGUUGGCUUGCCAAAUCCACUCCAGGCUAUAUCGGUGCGGAUCUAACAGCUUUGACUACCGAAGCAGGUGUAACAGCUGUGAAACGUAUAUUUGAAGAGAUAGGAUCUGGUGAAAGAACAUUACCUGAACCUGAUGGAAUCGAAAAUAUGAUGAUUAUUGAUGAUCCAAUAUUCUCAACAUUACCUUCUGAUAUCAGAGAAACGCCAAUAGCAAGAUUCCUAAUAUCACAUCCAUCACCACUUACUUCAGAUCAAUUAGAUACGUUAUCGUUAACACCUUCCGAUUUCAUCGAAGCUUUGAAGAUAGUUCAACCUUCAGCUAAAAGAGAAGGUUUCGCUACUAUACCAGAUGUAACAUGGAACGAUAUAGGUGCUCUAAGUACUGUAAGAGACGAAUUGCAUAUGGCUAUAGUACAACCUAUUCGGCAUCCUGAACUCUUCUCAGUCGUCGGUAUAGACGCUCCAAGUGGUGUACUGCUUUGGGGUCCACCAGGUUGUGGUAAAACUCUAUUAGCAAAAGCUGUAGCAAACGAAAGUAGAGCGAACUUCAUCAGUGUCAAAGGUCCUGAAUUAUUGAACAAAUACGUCGGUGAAAGUGAAAAAGCUGUCAGACAAGUAUUUGCAAGAGCAAGAGCUUCUUCACCUUGUGUGAUAUUUUUCGAUGAGUUGGAUGCGCUAGUUCCUAGGCGUGAUGAAUCGAUGUCUGAAUCCUCAGCAAGAGUAGUCAAUACUUUACUCACUGAAUUAGACGGAUUAGAUGCAAGAAAAGCAGUUUAUGUGAUUGGUGCUACCAAUCGACCGGAUAUGAUCGAUCCAGCGAUGGUUAGACCAGGAAGACUUGAUAAACUUCUAUAUGUCGAUCUACCUUCACCUCAUGAAAGGUUCGAAAUCUUGAAAACACAUACGAAGAAAACACCGAUACUGGAAGAUUCAUGGGACACGAUACAGAAAAUCGUGGUAUCAGAUAAAUGUGAUGGAUUCUCGGGAGCAGAUAUAGCUGCUCUUGUCAGAGAAGCUGCAACUUUGGCCUUGAGGAAUGCAUUAGAACAGAUUGGAGCCUUUGAAGUUUCUUUAGAAAACGAUCCUUCCCUAAACCUGAAUGAAAGUGGAGUACCAAUUGAUAAUGGAGCGGAUAAAGUCAAAGUGACUUCUGAACAUUUCGAAUUAGCUUCAAAGAAAACAUUACCCAGUGUAAGUAGAGAACAAAGAUUAAAGUAUGAGAGAAUGAGAGAUAAAUAUGCUGGUCUACCUACUAAAGGUAAAAGAAGUAGAGAAGGUGGAUUAACUAUUGAUGAUCCGAAUGAUAGAGAAAAGAUCAAAAAGGAGAAUCUUAAUGGUGAUGUAGGUAUGAGUGUGGUCUAG